AAAUUUGACUAAUUGAAGGUUUGUUGAAGGAGAGAUUUGUGACUGGAGCUUCUAGCUUGAAUGGUUUAAAAUGGUAUUAUUUUUGUAAAAUGAAGAAAUAUGAAUUGCCUUGGGCUUUGUUAUCUAGUUUAUAUUGUUAAUACAUUUCAGAGCAUUUGCAGUUGAAAAAAAAUGCUACAGAUAUGGACGUACAGGUGGAUAUUGUUUCAUUGUUUCUUAAUUAUAGAAAUACAAGACCGCCUGUACUUGUUUUUGAAAUUUGGUGGUUUUGAUAGAAUGGUGGAUUUCAAGACUUAGUGGAGAGUAAUUAUGUUCAGGUAUUUUCCAAAAAGAUAAAGUCAGGAAGAACUGUUACAGGUGGUUAAAAUAAAUUGAUGGUAAUUAAUUUUUGAAGAAAAUGAAAUGUUUGGCGUGUUUAUAUAAAAGAAAAGUUGCGGAUGUGUGCUUAGUGUUAAAGUUUUAAAUGGAAAAAAGUUUUAAACGAAGCGGAAUGCAUUAUCACCUUUAUACGAUUCAUUAAAUACUGAUUGUUUAUGGAUUGUAAUGCAUAUGUGUUUUUCUUACGUUUUUAAUCUGUUAGGUGAAAAAUGUGAAGCUGUAGAAACCAUUGGUAGUUGCUUGAAGCAUAUUAUUAUGUGCUAAUACCAGUAUACUUAAGGAUUCUUUCACUUUGCCAUGCCAAAUGUUUGAUGGUUGCAUAUUGAGAAUUUGGGUCUUACUGGUACAGUUUUUAGAUACGAAACUUGAUUUUGUGGACUAUUGUGUUCCCAGGUGCUGGAAUCCAGUGACAAUGUUCAUACUGUUUUUAUUCCAUUUUGUAGAAAGCCACUCUAUCAUUUACUUUAGAUGAAUAUUUUCUUUUGUGGCUGUAGGAAGAACUUUAAGUGUUGGUAAUUGGUUGCACAAAAAGAUGCUUUUAGAUAUCCCUUACUUUUAGGGGACUUUCAUCUAUUUCUGUGGUCCACAAGUGCUUAAUAAAUGUUCGUGGGAUAAAUGAAUACUAUUAAAUGUUUAGGUCAACUAAGCAGAAAAAUAAUUUCACCUAAUUUAUAAUUAUAUCAAGUUUUACUACUACCACCCCAUAUACCAUUUGGUUUGCAUAGUUUGUUCAUUAAGUUUAAAACCAGCUUUUAAGUCUCAAGAUCAAUAGUGUGAAUGUGGUUGGCUAGGUAAGAAGUAAUAUUGUUGCUUUGAAGUUUAAAUCAAGUAAGAUAAUGAACAUUUUUGUUGGCACUUGGGGGGUGUUGAAAAAUAAUAUUACAGUGUUUGGCAGGAGGAAUAAAUAUUUAUUUAGAAAUGUCUUGAUUUGCAGCCUUUGAGUACUGACUGAAGUUUAAUGGAAAAGAAUAAUGUGCUGUCACAGGGAUCCCUCUCAGUUUCAGAAAAUUUGUUUCAUUAAAAAUGAUUUCAGAAUCUGAAAUGUGAUUCGUUUGGGGAUUCAGACAAAAUAAUUAUGCCCAUGAUUGGUUCUCUGUUGCCCGUCGCUGAGGAUGCUGUUUUUUGUUUCUUUUGAAUCUGAAGAACUUAGCUCUUUGUAUUUUGGUUCUUGCUGACUUUAGACUGAACAAAAUUAAGAUUCACUUUUGGAUGUUUAUUGCUGGAUGAAGAGUGGAAAUAGUCAAGUUCUGGUUUGUGCCUUGGCUUCCUCAUACAGAGUAUUGUUACUCUAUUCUGAUAUUCCAAGCAAUUGAAAUGGCUAGUGAAUAACAAAAUAUGUCUUGCCAUAAUACUAUGCUACGUUUUUGUAGCAGGUAUUUGUAACUUGCACGUAUGUGGUACUUGUAAAGCUGAAGCAAAGCUAUGUUAGAACUAAUUAUUAACAUAAGGUGGAAAAGUGUACUAAAUAAAGCAAGCUUCUUGUUUGAGAACUUCUGAAAUAUACCAGUGAAUUUAAUGGCAAAUCAGGCCCAUUUUCUCCUUCAUACUCGUAUGCUCUAUGUAUAGGUAAAAUGUGUGCUUUAGAUGUUUUGUUCCAUAGAUUUGUUUCAGUUUUAUCCUUCUAAAAUUCACCAAAGCUUAAGGCGAUUGGAGUGCAUUUUUCAUUUUGGUGCCUUGCACUCAGUUGCUAGCUGACAUUUACAGCCCAGGAAUGAGUAGGUAACUGGAAAACAGUGAUACUUCUAUUAAAUUAUUGUGCUCUUUACGAAGUAAGGUGCUGAAAACAAAAGUACUUCAUUCUCAAUUUCUGUUUACUUUGCCCAUUUGAAGAAAGAAGUGUAACACCAAGGGUUGUGAAGUUCUGGCUUCUAGCCUGAACUUUCUGCCGACUUUUCUUUGAUAUGGGGCUUUCCUUUUGCUGAAAUAGAAAAGACUGACAAAUUGAUGUCUACACUGAUUUUGUACUUUAAAUUGAACAUGUAAAGCUUGAACUAGGCAUUUAUCAAAUUCAUCUGGGCCUUUCAACUUUUCCUUGUGGCAUUAGACAUUCUCUUAUUACUCUAGUAAUUUCUGGCAACCUUGUAGAAAUUUUUGAAAGUAGAUCUGGUAUGUUCCUGUGGAUCUUCAUCGCCUGACCCUAAACUUGUUCCUCUCUAGAUGGACAUAUGGUGUCUUCUUGGGUCUGUAAGGGAAGAAGCUGAGGAACCUGUUGCCCUCACCUUCAAGUCACAUGUCCUGGCCCUACACCAGACCUCUUUAAUUGUCUAAAAGUUGGUUUUAAUUGGUUGCCCACAGGAUUGACUUGGCCUCUACUUCUUGUUAAGAAAAUACAUCUCUUGUUUUAUCAGGUGUGUGUGGUUUCAGCGCAGCAUGGCUGUGGUCAUCCGUUUGCAAGGUCUCCCAAUUGUGGCGGGGACCAUGGACAUUCGCCACUUCUUCUCUGGAUUGACCAUCCCUGAUGGGGGCGUGCAUAUUGUAGGGGGUGAACUGGGUGAGGCUUUCAUCGUUUUUGCCACUGAUGAAGAUGCAAGGCUUGGUAUGAUGCGCACAGGUGGUACAAUUAAAGGGUCAAAAGUAACACUGUUGUUGAGUAGUAAAACAGAAAUGCAGAAUAUGAUUGAACUGAGUCGUAGGCGCUUUGAAACUGCCAACUUAGAUAUACCACCAGCAAAUGCUAGUAGAUCAGGACCACCACCUAGCUCAGGAAUGAGUGGCAGGGUAAACUUGCCUACAACAGUACCCAACUUUAAUAAUCCUUCACCCAGUGUAGUUACUGCUGCCACUUCUGUUCACGAAAGCAACAAAAACAUACAGACAUUUUCUACAGCCAGCAUAGGAACGGCUCCUCCAAAUAUGGGGGCUUCCUUUGGUAACCCAACAUUUAGUUCAACCAUUCCAAGCACAGCCUCUCCAAUGAACACAGUCCCACCACCACCAAUUCCUCCAAUCCCAGCAAUGCCAUCUUUGCCACCAAUGCCAUCCAUUCCCCCAAUACCAGUUCCUCCUCCAGUACCUACAUUGCCUCCUGUGCCUCCUGUGCCUCCAAUUCCCCCAGUCCCAUCUGUGCCACCCAUGACCCCACUGCCCCCCAUGUCGGGCAUGCCACCCUUGAACCCACCACCUGUGGCACCUCUACCUGCUGGAAUGAAUGGCUCUGGAGCACCUAUGAAUCUGAACAGUAACUUGAAUCCUGUGUUUUUGGGUCCACUGAAUCCUGUUAACCCUAUCCAGAUGAACUCUCAAAGCAGUGUGAAACCACUUCCCAUCAAUCCUGAUGAUCUGUAUGUCAGUGUGCAUGGAAUGCCCUUUUCUGCAAUGGAAAAUGAUGUCCGAGAUUUUUUCCAUGGGCUCCGUGUUGAUGCAGUGCAUUUGUUGAAAGAUCAUGUAGGUCGAAAUAAUGGGAAUGGAUUGGUUAAGUUUCUUUCCCCUCAAGAUACAUUUGAAGCUUUGAAACGAAACCGAAUGCUGAUGAUUCAACGCUAUGUGGAAAUUAGUCCUGCCACAGAGAGACAGUGGGUAGCUGCGGGAGGCCAUAUCACUUUUAAGCAAAGUAUAGGACCUUCUGGACAAACCCAUCCCCCUCCUCAGACACUUCCCAGGACAAAAUCGCCCAGUGGACAGAAAAGGUCAAGGUCAAGAUCACCACACGAGGCUGGCUUUUGUGUUUACUUGAAAGGGCUACCAUUUGAAGCUGAAAACAAACAUGUCAUUGAUUUUUUUAAAAAAUUGGAUAUUGUGGAAGAUAGUAUUUAUAUUGCUUAUGGACCCAAUGGGAAAGCAACAGGUGAAGGCUUCGUAGAGUUCAGAAAUGAGGCUGACUAUAAGGCUGCUCUGUGUCGUCAUAAACAAUAUAUGGGCAAUCGCUUUAUUCAAGUUCAUCCAAUUACUAAGAAAGGUAUGCUAGAAAAGAUAGAUAUGAUUCGAAAAAGACUGCAGAACUUCAGCUAUGACCAGAGGGAAAUGAUGUUAAAUCCGGAGGGGGAUGUCAGCUCUACCAAAGUCUGUGCCCACAUAACAAAUAUUCCAUUCAGCAUUACCAAGAUGGAUGUUCUUCAGUUCCUGGAAGGAAUCCCAGUGGAUGAAAAUGCUGUACAUGUUCUUGUUGAUAACAAUGGGCAAGGUCUAGGACAGGCAUUGGUUCAGUUUAAAAAUGAAGAUGAUGCACGUAAGUCUGAACGUUUACACCGUAAAAAGCUUAAUGGAAGAGAAGCUUUUGUUCAUGUAGUUACUCUAGAAGAUAUGAGAGAAAUUGAGAAAAAUCCCCCUGCUCAAGGAAAAAAGGGGUUAAAGAUGCCUGUGCCAGGUAAUCCUGCUGUUCCAGGAAUGCCCACUGUGGGGAUGCCCGGUCCUGGAAUGCCUGGUCCUGGAGUGCCCGGUGCGGGAAUACCUAGUGCUGGAAUGCCAAGUUCUGGAAUGCCCAAUGCGGGAAUGCCUAGUGCAGGAGGUGAAGAGCAUGCCUUCCUGACUGUAGGAUCAAAGGAGGCCAGCAAUGGGCCUCCAUUUAACUUUCCGGGUAAUUUUGGUGGGUCGAAUGCCUUUGGGCCACCACUUCCUCCUCCAGGAUUAGGAGGGGCGUUUGGUGAUGUUAGGCCUGGUAUGCCUUCAGUUGGAAAUAGUGGGUUGCCUGGUCUAGGACUGGAUGUGCCAGGAUUUGGAGGUGGACCAAAUAAUUUAAGUGGGCCAGGAUUUGGAGGGGGCCCUCAGAAUUUUGGAAAUGGCCCUGGUAGUUUAGGUGGCCCCCCUGGCUUUGGAAGUGGGCCUCCUGGUCUUGGAAGUGCCCCUGGGCAUUUAAGUGGGCCACCAACUUUUGGGCCUGGCCCUGGGCCUGGGCCUGGCCCUGGCCCAAUCCACAUUGGUGGUCCCCCUGGCUUUGGAUCUAGUUCUGGAAAACCAGGACCAACAGUAAUUAAAGUGCAGAACAUGCCCUUCACUGUGUCUAUUGAUGAGAUUUUAGAUUUCUUUUAUGGCUAUCAAGUGAUCCCGGGCUCAGUGUGUUUGAAAUACAACGAAAAAGGUAUGCCCACAGGUGAAGCCAUGGUGGCCUUUGAAUCUCGGGAUGAAGCCACAGCUGCUGUCAUUGACUUAAAUGACAGACCUAUAGGAUCAAGGAAAGUAAAACUAGUAUUAGGGUAGAUAUUCACAUCAAUUCUUUAUAGGGUAGAUCUUCAUAGUGCUGUGAUUAAUGCAUCCAGAUUGUUUUCCUAGUAUUUCCAGGUUAGAACCUGUGGAUUGUUUCAAUUGCAUAUAGAUUGGUUUCUAUAAUUUAGAGCAUUGGUUGACUGUUUACAGAAGACUCACUACCAGGAUAAACAUUGCUAUAUGUUACAGUAAAGCUGUCUGGAGAGAAAACAAAAAUGAUUUUAGCAUACAUUAGAGAAACCAUUUGUAAAGUGCAAUGACCAUAUAAAGCUUAUCAAAGAGUCUAGAUUGGUUUUGUUUUAUACCAUAUGGGAUGAAGAAAAUAGAAAUGUCAAUAGAGCUCAUUAAAGGUGCUCUUGCCAGCUACUAAGAAAAGAAGUUGGCUACUCUUGGAAUUUGGUUUAAAGCUGGACAGAUUUGCUUUGUUAUAGGGUCAAAGCUUUGUCUAAAGUCCUCAUUUUCUUUUAAAAUUGAAUAAAAAUCUCUGUAUACAGAUUCACUGUAUGUACCGUUAUUCCUUCUUGAGGGUUCUUGCUGUAUAGAUAGUCCUUCUGUAGUUACUGCUUUGUUUGCCUAAUUGACUCAUUUGUAAAUGAGCAGAACUGUUUUGUUGUUUUUUUAAUAUAACACUCCACACUUGGUUUGUGCUAUACCUUGAACUUUGAUUUCUAAUGUCACACUUAAAACUGUGUGAAAUAGGACUUUUUCCACAAAAAUAAAAUAUGGAGCCCUCUACUUACCAGAGCCUUUUUGGUUUGACCGCCAAGUUUUAGUUUAGUCAGUUUAAAAAUUGUUCAUGUUUGGAUGGCAUCAAAAACCAAAAACCAUUUUUGGUAAUCAUUGUUUACGAUGCUUGAUAUGAGGUCCUGUCCAUCAUGGACUAAUGUUCUGGCAAUUUCCUUCUGUUCCAAAUUUUUGUGAAAUUUUGGCUUGUAACUAAACAAAGAGGGUCCAUUCAUAAGAAAGAGCAUGAUUAUAUAUCUAGGUUUUUAAAACUGAAGUUGAAAUUGUUAGCUUUGUUAGCAAUAGUAUUAUAGAAUAAAAGAUACCUAAGCUGGCCCAUAGAUUGACGUGCAUUAAUCCUGUUACUUGGAGGCUUUUUGGUCUAGUUGUUUGAUCAGGAGCCUGUUUGUAAAAAUUCUUCAUCCAGAGUACAAGUGUAGCUGCCAGAGGGGAGAGAAUUGAGACUUCUUGCCGUUUUGUGCUAUUUUCUUUGGCAUUCAGGACACUAAGGCAGGAAGACCACAUGGGUUCUGGUUGGUAAGUGUCCUUGUCAUGAAAACAUUCAGCUUACAACAUCCUCCUGUCUGCUACAAAAGGUUCUAUUUAUGGUUACUUUCCUUCUUAGUUAAAAUGCUCUAAUGAUGUGUCACACCAUAAACAUGGAAUAGGAGAUUGAUGAGAUUUCAUGAAAAAAUUAUCUUUUACAUGCGCCCCUAUCUUGGUUUGAAACAGCCCCAACAUUACCUUCAAAUCUCAAUGUACUUACAAAGGGGCCAGUCAGCCUUUUUAAAAGAGAUAUUUCCUAUUUAAAAAAAAAAAAUAGUGCCUUUUGGUGUUACAAGUCAGUGGAACACUGAAAUACAGCGUUGUGUAAUUUAGAGUUAAGAGUGGCAACAGUUUCAUUUGUGUGAUAAGAUUUGGAAAGCCUUUUAUCACUAUAAUCUUAGAGGAUUGACAGUAUAGGAUUUUUUGUUUAAGGAAAGGAUUGUUUAGACUUCCAAAGAAGAUAACGGCUGUGUUGUGGGUCUUUUAAUUCAUGAAUACUAAUUUGCUUUGACAGAUCAUUAGAUACUGCCUCGUCACCUAAAAAAGCAAUAUGAUGUUUGUGUAUGCUGUUCAAUUUAAGUUUUCUGUUAAGUAAUCACUUCUCAUUCCAAAGACAGAGUGCAAAAACUUCAGCGCUGCUUGGGAGUCUUAUUUCAACUGCAGAUUAUUUUCCCCAUUGGAAAGCUGACUAUUUUCAUUUUAGAAAAAUGGGUUGUUUGAAGAUGAAAGUCUUUUAUCUUUUUCACAAUUUAUUUUGGUAAUAUGUUCGUACAUUUUUAUUAAAUAUUUCAUAUACAUUAUUGCAAUUUGUUAUUUCUACAUCUUAGAUAAAUGCUAAAAAGGAAAAUGAUUUCAUUGUUUAUCAAAUUAAAUAAAUUGAGAAAAUAGUGGUUUGUGUAGAUAUUGGAGAGAACUGUCUCAUAUUUGGUUGAAUCACAACAGUGCUUCUUUAGUUGUGAAAUGUAAUUAAAUGCUUUGCCCUCUGGAACUUAAUUUUUGUGUAUCUGGGACUUAUUAACAUAGUUCUAACUGCUAAGCAUACUGUUCUUGUUCUGGGCGUUGGAGUUUGAGUUCUAAAAAAAUUCUUGAAAAUAUGUUCUGUGAAAAUAUUCAUACCUCUUCUCUUCCUCCUGCAAAUUUUCUCAUAAGAACUAGGUUUGGGGUAAAAAUGAACUUACAUUAUUUUCUCAUUUGCUUUGUAUGGUAUGAAGGAUUUGUAAAGCUUUGCUCGAAGUUGUGUGCAUUUGUAAACACAUCAUGAUAUUUUUCAACUUUA
Messenger RNA from Manis javanica (Malayan pangolin), 8062 nucleotides. Lineage: Eukaryota; Metazoa; Chordata; Mammalia; Pholidota; Manidae. The record is from RefSeq and is a predicted model, not a curated record.